AUCCCCAGAAAUUUUAGAUAUGAUGCAUUUCAAAUAAAAUCAACUUUAAACGGGAUAAUGAUCAGUAGCAUUUCCAAUGGCCUCAAACCAACUAGACGUGCAGCAGUCGGAAGACCAGCCGAAGAUUUCCACCUUUGCUGUAAUAGAUCUGGAGACGACUAACUUGCCCGAACACAAUUACAAUCGUGUCGGCAUUACGGAGCUGUGCAUUUACGCCUUUGAGGCCGAUCUCAUUAAGAAAGGUGUGGCUCAGAAUGAGGAGCAGGGUCAGCAGAAAGUGCCGGCGCCACCGCGCGUGUUGCACAAGUUGAACCUACUAUUCCAGCCGUCAAUGAUGGUGCAACCGGAGGCCGAGAGUAUCACAGGUCUAAGCAAUUACUUGCUGGAGCGGGAAUCCAAGUUAAACGGGGAUUCCGCACAACUUAUCAUCAGCUUCCUGAAACACUUGCCAGCUCCAGUUUGCCUGGUAGCUCACAAUGGCUGGGGUUUUGAUUUUCCCAUUCUGAGGCAGGCCUUUGAAAAACUUAACAUGGAACUUCCGCAUUCCAUGACUUGUGUGGACUCACUACGUGCCUUCUUUGAGAUAGACGAUAACCUUGUAAAGGAACAAAGUCUCUUGAAGGUUCCAGGGAAUAUGCAGGAACUUGAUCCAAAUGAUGAAACUGAAGCUGACACGCAAUUUGAAUCCAUUAACGAAAAUGACUCUGCCAUAAAGGAGCCAAAAGUUGCCAAGCAAAUUGACUGGAGAGUCAGGAAUGAAACGACUCCAAAGCGUCCUAUUCUGACCCCAAUGGAAGCUUCCGUUAAGCGCAAGUAUUUAUUCGGUGGCGAUGACGAUGAGGAUAUAAAACCUGCCAAGCUUAAAACCCAAGAGUUUCGAUCUCGCCGAAAACUCUUCAGUGGUUUGAUGUGUGCCGAGACAAAACGCUUUCCGCCCCGGGGUAUUUACAGAUUGGAAAAUCUGUUCUCUAGAAAAUUUCAACGGCCGGCAAGUAAUGCCCAUCAGGCUGAGGCGGACGUCGACAUGCUCAUGAAACUCAUCCAGCAUUAUGGCAUGGAUUUCCUGGCCUUUGCUGAGGAGCAAGCAAUUCUCUUCCACCAAGUAAGGCCGCUUGGUUCCCCAGUUGGACGAAAAUGGCGCGCAAUGUAAAUGUAUCCUACUUAUAAGUUUUUUUGCAUGACAUUGAUUUUAAUUUGUGAUGCAUUUAUAUUUUAUAUCCUUAAGGAUUUCUAUGUCUUGUAUAGGAAAAAAUUAUAUUUCAUGUUUAAUAUUUUUAUAUAAAAUUUUACCAUAAAACUGAAAUGGUUAGGUACAAAUAUUUAAUAUUUUAUUCUAUUUUAAAAAAAUUUAAAAAA
Drosophila rhopaloa is the source of this 1356-nucleotide messenger RNA. RefSeq lists its product as uncharacterized. The coding region runs from base 77 to 1150 and encodes 357 amino acids. Gene Ontology annotation, molecular function: 3'-5'-DNA exonuclease activity; nucleic acid binding. Lineage: Eukaryota; Metazoa; Arthropoda; Insecta; Diptera; Drosophilidae. Gene Ontology annotation, biological process: DNA catabolic process. Gene Ontology annotation, cellular component: cytoplasm. The transcript is spliced from 2 exons. The record is from RefSeq and is a predicted model, not a curated record.